Molecule: messenger RNA, 2471 nt
Organism: Diorhabda carinulata
Lineage: Eukaryota; Metazoa; Arthropoda; Insecta; Coleoptera; Chrysomelidae
Exons: 14
Coding region: 404-2395 (663 amino acids)
Source: RefSeq, a predicted model, not a curated record
UUUCAUUUAAAUAGUCGAAAGUUUGCCUCUUUUGAACUUGAAAGCAACCAUUGUUCUGUGGACACAUUAUUUUAAUAAUUAACUUGCAUACUGCAUCAGUUUUUAAUAGUGUACUAAAUCGCUGUAUAUUUGCUUAUUGUUAUAUUCUAAUGAACCUGCAAAUAUAUACGGGUAUAAGUAUUUCCAUGGACAAUAUUCCAAAUCCACUUUUUUCUUGAACAAGGCUCAUUCUAAUUAUUCACUAGAAGGAUACAGUCGAGCUUAACACACUGUAUUAUUUACUAAGGAUCGUACAAGAGAAAGUGAAUUACACGAGACGAAAUCAUUCUCAAAUACGAGAACGACAAAUAGUCAACAGCACAUUACAAUAACGUCAUUUUUCAGUGGUAGAAUUGAACAAAAAAUGUGGAAGUUUUAUUUGAUUUUUGUUUUUGUGCCCGUAAUGGGAUCAGACGUCCCACCAUACAUAAAACAGUGUUACGAAGGAGAUCCAGAAGUAAUACAGUGCUUCAAAAAAGCUAUCCAUCAUCUGCGACCUUAUUUACAAAAGGGAAUUGCAGAAAUUGAGUUGCCGUCGGUGGAACCGUUCAAAAUGGAUGAACUAACGUUGUCCUUAACUACAGGACCUCAAGGCUACAAAGUUUCUCUGAAAAACAUUGAUGUCUUUGGUGCCAGUCAAUUUACAGUUGAAAAUUUGAAAUUAAGUAGCAAUAAUGAACCUUUCGAAGCUAAAAUACAAAUACCUCAACUAACCAUCGAUUCAAGUUAUGAAAGUAGUGGCGUGCUCAUUAUUUUACCAGCGAGUGGGAAUGGAACAUUCAAUGGAAAAUUAGAUGACAUUUCGGCUAUGAUACGAGGAACAGCAAGUGUCCAAGAAAAAAAUGGUUUGAAGUAUUUACAUGUCGAUACAUUGAAAAUGGAGCUAGAUGUUAAAGAUCUUAACCUACAAGUUAAAAAUUUAUAUAGAAACAAUAUGAUAUUGACUCAAGCCAUCAACCUAUUCCUCCGCCAAAACGGAAAGGAAGUAUUCAAUGUAAUGUUGCCACAGCUAAAACAGAAGCUUUCGGUAUUGUUCCUGAAUAUAGCCAACACGUUAUUGUCGAACGUUCCUCUAACAACUUUCUAUGUACCAAAGAAGGAGCAAUGUUAUAAAGACGAUGUUAAUGUAAACACUUGCUUGAAGCAAUCAACCAAUUUUCUUAUAGCCAAUCUUAGGAACGGAAUUCCAGAAUUGGAUAUUUAUGAUCCUGAACCAAUAAUUAUUGAUCAAAUACAAUUAGCACUUGGAACAGGACCAGAUGGUUACAGAGCUAUAUUUAGGGAUAUCGAAGCCUUUGGUGUUAGUAAUAUAAGUGUUGCCGCUGUAAGAUCCGAUUUAAAUACGCAUCAAUACCAAUUCACGAUGUUUAUACCAAGAAUAACAGCAAAAGCAAAAUAUGAAUCAAGUGGAAUUCUUAUAUUAAUUCAAGCAUCAGGUGGAGGAAAUUACUGGGGCGAAUACGAGGGGGUUAAAAUCAAAGUGUACUUAAGAGGAUCUCCUCGAGAUAUUAACGGAAGAACAUACUUAAUUGUUCAACAAAUGAAGAUGGACUUCAAUGUGAAGGAGAUUAAAAUGGGAGUUGAUGGUAUACAUAAUGGCAACACUGUUCUACAAAUCUCUUCGAAAAUGUUUCUGAUAGUUUUCUUAAUUGGUGCAGUUCAUAUUUUAAGGGUAUCAUCUGGUGAACUCCCUUCCUUCAUUCAUGUUUGUCAAAGAGACGAUCCCAAUUUGAUACCAUGUUUGAUAGCAUCAGUAGAAGAUUUGAGGCCAUAUCUAGUAGAAGGUGUACCAGAAUACAAUAUUCCGAAAUUGGAGCCAUUGGUGAUGACGGACUUUUUUUCCGAAGAAGCUGCUGGUAUGAAAAUUACUGUUUCUAAUGUCAGUGCAUGGGGUUGUUCGGACUAUUUCGUGAGAGGAUUAGAGGUCAAUUUGGAGAACCAUAAUUUUGUGAUAAACAUCGAUCUUCCUAAAUUAAGAAUAGAGGCACAUUAUAACGUAGAUGGAAAACUUCUUGUCAUGCCUAUCAAAGGGGAUGGCAACUUGGAAGCCAAUAUAACUGAUACAACAGCUAGGGCUGAACUUACUGGAGAAUUGUAUGAAAAAAAUGGAGAAUCUUAUCUCAGAUACCACACUUUCGACUUAAAAGUUCAUGUUGGGGGAGGAACUUCACGUCUUGCAAAUUUAUUUAACGGAGAUAAAGUAUUAUUGGGAAUGAUAAACGAUGUUGUUAAUAAAAAUUUCGAUAUGUUCAUGAAGGAACUCAUGCCAAUAAUACAGAAAUCUUUGGCGGCGGUUUUCAAAGAGACUGCAAAUGCUAUAGUUGAAAACUUCACCUAUGAACAAUUAUUUCCAUAAUAUUUGUGAUAGGUAUAACAAUAUUUCGAAUCCAGUUUUCGUACUUGUAAGAAAUUUAAAAUAAAUAUAUGCUUCA